AUGUCGAUCGUUGCCAUUCUUAAAGUUGACGGACCGCAUCCCUCUCCUCCCCAGCAAAUAAACAAGAUCUUGUUGAGAUGCAGAUCUGAGCUUGGCGUAGCAACUGGCGUCCGAAUCGGAGGUGGCAUGUCUUCCCGGAUCCGUGAAGAUGCCCUUGUAGGGCAGACUAGGGUGGACACCUGUCAGGCCUGUCAAGGAUCUGUCGCAAGAGACGAACACAGCAGACGGUUAACUAGUUCCACCGGCCUUGCUUGGCAACGGUCGCCGAGGUGCUCGGCAUGGCCAGCUGAGUCUGGCGUUUGUGAACGUCCAAGACACGAGGAGAUGCAAAUACUUUUGGAGCCCGGAGUUGAAAUGUUAACCGGAAGACAAGCGCAGACUUCCAAACGAUGGAUAUGGCCCUCCGAUUGUUCUCUAACUUAUUUUGAGUGGAAGCAUCAAGCCAUGAACCUGACUAUGAGGGCCCGGAUCGUUGCUGAGCUGAGCUGUUACGGGAUUCGAUAUCGGCUCCAGCCACAGUGA
Messenger RNA from Protopolystoma xenopodis, 522 nucleotides. Lineage: Eukaryota; Metazoa; Platyhelminthes; Monogenea; Polystomatidea; Polystomatidae. The record is from the annotation of a GenBank genome assembly.